Penicillium argentinense is the source of this 636-nucleotide messenger RNA. RefSeq names its product CFEM domain-containing protein. Bases 1 to 636 code for a protein of 211 amino acids. NCBI's taxonomy places the organism in Eukaryota, Fungi, Ascomycota, Eurotiomycetes, Eurotiales, Aspergillaceae. The record is from RefSeq and is a predicted model, not a curated record. The transcript has 3 exons.
AUGCCCUCGUUGCCCUCGUUGCUGCCGGUCUGGCCAACGCUCAGCUCCCCUGACGUCCCUACCUGCUCGCUGAACUGCUUUGUCUCGGCCCUGACCAGCGACGGCUGCUCGUCCCUCACCGACUUUGCCUGCCAUUGCCAGAAGACCUCACUGGUCAGCAGUGUGACCCCUUGCGUCCAGAAGGCCUGCGACGUCGCCGACCAAGUCUCCGUCUCCAACGUCGUGGUCUCCCAGUGCUCCGCCGCCGGCCACCCUAUUUCGGUUCCUCCCAUUGAAACCACCAGCUCCGGUGGCUCUGCCACUGAGACUGGUAGCGGUAGUGCUACUGACUCCGGCUCUGCCACUGCCACCGAGACUGGCAACGGUAGUGCUACCGCCACUGACUCUGGCUCGGCCACCGCGACUGGAUCUGGUUCUGCUACUGGCUCUGGCUCCGCUACUGCCACCGGCUCAACCCCCGCUGGCUCGACCCCCGCUGGCUCGACCCCGGCUGGUACCUCCACCCCGCUGCCCUCCAAGACUAGCAGCGGUGGCUCUGCUGCCACUACCUCUCCCGCUUACAACGCCGCUGCUGGCAUGAAGGGCAACAUGGCCGGCGUUGCUGCCGUUGCCGCUGCCGCUGCCUACAUCCUGUAA